Messenger RNA from Musca vetustissima, 967 nucleotides. RefSeq lists its product as uncharacterized. The transcript is spliced from 2 exons. The record is from RefSeq and is a predicted model, not a curated record. Gene Ontology annotation, molecular function: DNA-binding transcription factor activity, RNA polymerase II-specific; RNA polymerase II cis-regulatory region sequence-specific DNA binding. Gene Ontology annotation, biological process: regulation of transcription by RNA polymerase II. The coding region runs from base 53 to 967 and encodes 304 amino acids. Lineage: Eukaryota; Metazoa; Arthropoda; Insecta; Diptera; Muscidae. Gene Ontology annotation, cellular component: nucleus.
UUAUUGUUGUUAUUGAAAAAAAUUAUAAAAACAAAAAUCAUAAUAACCUGAAAUGGAUCCCAUGUAUAUUUACACCGAUUUAUGCUUCCUCAAUCAUUCGAGAAAUCCACCUAGUGAGAUCUAUUACGAAAGUAUGUCCUAUAUGAAUACACGACGCCGUCUCGGCUCCGUUAGCGACUCUGUGCCACCCUCCGAAUCCUCAGAGGGUACAAAUUCAUCGGAAAACAAUGACAUGAUGAUUAUGAAUACAGAAUGGUCUCAUGGUUCACAGAAUAGUGGCUGUGGUGGUGGCGGUAGUGGUGGUGGUGCUAGUGCCGGUGUCAACUCCCUCUAUUCCGAAGGUGACACCGAUACCCUAAGUACAGAUACGGCCAGCAAUAAUAUUCUAUCCGAUUAUGAACGUGGUCAAGUUGAAAGUUUCUUUGGCGGCUUGGGUACGGAAAUUUUCGUCAGCUCUGCCUUGGCUAAUCUCUACGAAGGUACCGGUAAGGAUAAUGAUUGGCAUUUAAUAUUCACGGGAAUUCCAGUUAUCCUCUAUGAUAAGGGAUCGGCACGUGCAAGAGCUAUACCACGUGUUACCUUGGUGUUGGCUGAACGUGGUUCAUGUUUUGCCCUCUGGUCAGAUCGUAUUGAUAAUCUGUCGAAUUAUCGUGUGGCUGGUCCAUCGUUUCACACAAUGUGUUUGUCGACCAAUCAUCAGCAGAUGAUCGGCUUCAGUUUUGAUUCAUCGGAGGCGGCCCGGGAGUUGUGGCUGCAUUUGGAACGUUUAAUCAGUGACCCAGAGAAUAUUGCCCUGUCGAUGCCGGGCCGCAAGAAACCCAAACAGAAACGUAUUAAACACGCCCCACUACCACCCAAGGCACAAAUUUCCCAUCCAUGUCAAUUUCAUCAUGUGACCAGUGUCACGAAGGAGGACACCGAUCGUUACUACAGUAUGCAGGCAUUUGCGCCCAUGAGUCAUCAUUAG